CACCUCAGCAGCCGCCUUCAACUGUGCACUCGCUCUCUACAGGUUUCCGCCGAAGCGGCUCUGGAUUUCCCGGCUCCUUGAGAAUUCUCUGCUUUCUGGACGAAAAGGAAGAAACGUUGGAGAAACGGUGGAAGAGGAGCACCGGGGAGGUGGCCGAGAGGAGGAUCUCGUCGUGACCCUGCCGUCCAUCAGGUUCCGUCGAUGAUGGGAUCCAAGUCAACUGCGGAGGAAGCGAGGGAACUAUAGAUUCCAGUCCAAUAGAGGAAAAACAAGUGUCGCGUUUGCUGGAAUUGAUCAGGUGCACCUUUGCCCGCCUCUGAGGAGCUCUGACAUGGAUGCCAAGUGUGCUUCUGCUCAGCUCGGCGUGGGUGUACGCCGGACAUUGCAUCAGGGCUGAAGCCCCGCCUCCCUCCCUCCCAUGAGCCCGUGUGCCCAGACACGCACACCCGGCGCCGCCACGCCACGCACGCACGCGCACCCGGCGCCCACACACGUAACCCAACCCGGUCGGAACCUGGAGGAUGUCAACGGAGACGGAGCUCCAGCCGGCGGUCCGUCCCGGCACCCUCAGGCGGGACUCCAGGAGGAAAGGGCAGGAUCGCAGCGAAGCGACGCUCAUCAGGCGCUUUAAGAGCGACGGCGUCCGCUACAAGGCGAAACUCAUCGGCCUGGACGAGGUCACAGCGGCUCGCGGGGACAAACUCUGUCAGGACUCCAUGAUGAAGCUCAAGGGUAUCGCGGCAGCGGCACGCUCCAAAGGAGAACACAAGCAGAAGGUGUUCCUCACAGUUUCCUUUGGAGGGAUCAAGAUCUUUGAUGAGAAGUCAGGGGUGCUGCAACACCAGCACGCCGUCCACGAGAUCUCCUACAUCGCCAAGGACAUCACGGACCACCGAGCGUUCGGCUACAUCUGCGGCAAGGAAGGCAACCACCGCUUUGUGGCCAUCAAGACCUCUCAGUCGGCGGAACCAGUGAUCCUGGACCUGCGAGACUUGUUCCAGCUCAUCUACGAGAUCAAGCAGCGUGAGGAGAUGGAGAAGAAGGCCCAGAAGGACAAACAGUGUGAGCAGGCCGUCUACCAGACGAUUUUGGAGGAAGAUCUGGAGGACCCGGUCUAUCAGUACAUUGUGUUUGAGGCCGGACACGAGCCCAUCCGCGACCAAUCAGACGAGAGCAUUUAUCAGGUUCCCACCAGCCAGCAGAAGGAAGGGGUCUAUGACGUCCCAAAGCGACACCCAAACGGACAUCAAAGCAUCCGCCAUCAUCAUCACCAUCCUCAUAAUCAUUCGCAACCCCCCCAGGCGGGACUAAGUGAGGAGCAGCAUCAGCAGGUGGAUCUCAUAGACUUAAACCUGGAGACGGUUUCUCAGAAUAUCAACCAAUUAGAGCUUUUCGGAGACAUGUCCACACCCCCUGACAUAACCUCGCCGUCGACCCCCGCCUCACCUGCAAACUCCCUGGACCCGUCGCUGGGCCUGCAGCCACCCACUGAGCUCUUUGCUCCUUUCAACCCUUCGUCUGUGCCCUCAGGUUACGUGACAAUGGGAGCGGUUCCCUCCGCAGCCUGGUCCCAGCAGGCGUUCGCCGCCCAGACGCCGCUGGCCUUCGGGGUCCAGUCCCCUCUGGGCCCGAUGGCGCAAGUUCUGCCGGGCGGCCAGCCUCUCAUCUGGGGGCAGGCCAAUAUCUUCCCCGCCACCCAGCAGCAGUGGGCAGCCAUGGCGGCCGGAGCCUUCCCCCCCGCAGCCUACCUCCCUACGCAGCCCGUGGGCGCGCUGCCGGCCGCCGCCGUGUUCCAGGCGCUCACCCCCGUCCCCGCCGUGACGCCGGGCGGCGAAACGCAUUCAGGUGCAGGCGCCGCGGCUCCAUCCGCGUCGUCGAGUCCGCAACGUGAGGAGCGGGCGAAGAAGAUGAGCAAAGAGAUGUUCAAGGACUUUGAGCUGGCAAAGCCGCCGGCGAUGCCGUCCAAGAAGCACCAUAGCUUAGCGGGCACCUCAGAGGCAUUCAGCACUUACUUCAGCCGCGUCGGCACCGCCCAGGACACGGACGACUGCGACGACUUUGACAUCUCCCAAAUGAACCUGACACCGGUCACCUCCACGACGCCCUCCACCAACUCCCCCCCCACACCGGCCCCCCACCAGUGCUCGCCCUCCAAAUCGUCCGCCUCGCACGUCAGCGACCCCCCGACGGACGCCACCGACCCGCCCACCGACGACUCGUUUGGGGAGGCGGAGGGCAGCCCGAGCCGCAGCGGCGAGGAAGAUGCUGCUUGUGCUUCUGGGUCACCCUGCCCUAGUGAGCCAACAGGGCCCAGCCUAGACCAGACCAGUCCAGAGGCUGGGAGCUAGAUAGCAGCAGGGCGCGAAGAAGAAGGACCCUCUGUACGCCCGCAUCAACAAAGGGAAGAAAUAGAGAAAUAUGGGAACAGCAAGGCGGUUUGGACCGGCACUGAGAAAACUGGAGGAGGGAGACCCCCCACCCCACCCCAACCAUCUCCCCACACUUGCUUAUGUGUGUGUGAGGAUGAGUGUGUGAUCUUCCUGCCUCCUCUUUGCUCACUGACUCCAGGCAGGCCAGGUAUCCCCACAGGUGGACUUCCCCCCCCCCCCCUCUCCCUCGCCUCCUGCUCUCCUCCAUCUUUGCUGUCCGUGUAGACUGUCGCGGAGGCCUUGACCCGGUUGCAGAAACAAACUCUGGGAGCUACUCACUCGCCAGCCAUACACACACGCACACAUGCAUUUGACUGGCCCAACCAGUCUCUUGGCAAACUGCUUUAAGAGGACCAGAACAAUGUGGAAGGGAAGCCGACUUCAUUCUCAAUAGCUUUUUUGUACAAUAAGAAUUCAAUUCAAAAUUGAGCCGCAAUGUCGGGUUCAGCUCUGUAGGAGGCGCUGUAGAGUGGCGUUAAAGGUAUCCAGAUUAUGGGGGGGGGGUUGCCAGUGUGUAAAUAAACAUGACCCACCGUCUCCACCAUGUCAGACCUCUGUGCCAUCAAAUAGGGAGGCUUCGAGUUAUGCAAAUGUUUGAACCCAAGCAAUAGCCACAUGCGUUUCCCCAACAUUUAGUCUGAUCCACACGACAGUCAGCCUCUCGUUUUAUUUUUAUUUUUUUAUUCUUACAGCCCCACCUUGCUUUUCCCCCUGCCCACUUUUGGGAAACAAUGCGAAUUUAACUUACAUGUAUGUAUAUAUACAUAUAUAUAGAUAAAUGUAUAAAUACAUAUAUGGAAUUAGCCAACAAUGCAAAAUUUCCUAGCUUUAUAGUUUAGCCCUUUGUGUCUUUGAUCGUUGGUCAGAAAAAAAAAAGUCCAUGUGAUUAAGUUUCAUUUUAAUGUGGCAAAACAUACAUUGGGAAGCAACCACUGCUUAUCCAUCGUUCGUAUUUCGAGGUUGCGCCGUAUUCCGGCCUGUGUGACCGUCUUCAUCCGGCGACUCCCUGUUUCAUGGCCAGAGUCGACGAUGAUGAUGAUGACAUGUUGUUCUAGAGAGCGAGCAAAAACAUACACAAAAAAGGGAACAGGAACAUUUCUAGAUUUUACCUCAACUAACAGUUUCUUAAUGUAAAUUGAUAUUAUUUUUAUCUUACCAAUAUAUGACAUUCUACAGCGGGGGGUUCGAUCAUUUUUUUUCUCCUGUUUUUUUUAGGUUUGGAUUCACUUUUAAUUUCCAUAUAUCAACCAUGUAUUACUGUUCCAAAUAAACACAUCUCAACUA
Molecule: messenger RNA, 3713 nt
Organism: Syngnathus acus (greater pipefish)
Lineage: Eukaryota; Metazoa; Chordata; Actinopteri; Syngnathiformes; Syngnathidae
Gene: dab1a
Product: DAB adaptor protein 1a
Exons: 19
Coding region: 522-2348 (608 amino acids)
Biological process (GO): ventral spinal cord development; lateral motor column neuron migration
Source: RefSeq, a predicted model, not a curated record